Fonticula alba is the source of this 3483-nucleotide messenger RNA. RefSeq lists its product as hypothetical. The transcript is spliced from 5 exons. The coding region runs from base 1 to 3483 and encodes 1160 amino acids. Lineage: Eukaryota; Rotosphaerida; Fonticulaceae. The record is from RefSeq and is a predicted model, not a curated record.
AUGAUCGGCCCGCCCGAAGCCGCGCGCCAGCGGCCGCCCCGGCCCCCGGGCCGGCCGGCACUGGCCUGGCUGCUUCUGCUGGCUCUGGCCGGGCUGCUAACCCAAACCCAGGCCCAGACCAUCCCCGACGUCUACCUCUACUCCGGGCUGCAAAAGGUCCAAACCAACGGCGGCCCGGUGGAGUUCAGCACCCGCGGCAGCGGCGCCAGCCUCAUGGGGGCCUGGAAUGCGCCGGACUUCUUCGCCUUCUACGAGCAGCGCCUGCCCCUGAGCCCGGUGGCCGACCUGCGCCUGGGCUCGCACUUCCACAAUGUCCCGCUGACCGGGGUGCCGAUCAUGCGGCCGCGGCUGGCGCCCGACAGCAAGGUCGUCAUGGCCCCGGCCUUCCACGCGGCCGACAUGGCCGAGGUCCUGGAGUACACCCCGACCGCCAUCUCCUUCCUCCUGUCCAGUGUCUUCGUGGGGUUCUUCUGCAGCACCGGCGUGGAGGUGCUCGACUCGCGGUCCAUCCUCAAGGGGCUGGUGCAGGUGAUCUACCUGUGCGGGCCGGCCGGCCAGACGCGCACCCUCAACCUGCUGAAUGUCGACCGGCUGGGCGACGGGACCCGCCAUGCGGAGCUGGCCACCAUCCCGGCCAGCUACAAGGGGUUCCUCUAUGCCUUCGGCCCGGGCGGGCGCAUCAUCACCCCGGGCGCCCUGAACACCAGCACGCCGUACAUCUUCCACCACCACUUCCCGACGGCCAGCUCGCACGAGAUCUCCAUCAUCAGCUCGCUGGCCGGGGCCCGGCAGGUGGCCACCGCGCGGCUGUUCGACUUCCCGGGCGUGCCCUGCCCGUAUGGCGACCUGGUGGCCCUGCUGUCGACCGGCAUGCUGUAUGUGGCCGGCUGCUUCGAGGCCAAUGGCAACUUCGUGGUGGGGCACAUUGCCCCGGUGCCGGCGGCCGUGCCCCAAACCGGGCGCUUCAUCAACCUGCCCCUGCACGCGGAGCAGCAAAUCCACCCGGUCAUGUAUUACCUGGCCCCGGGGGCCACGCCCCAGGCCGCCAGCACCCUGUGGCAGGUGCACGUCGACAAGGUGACCGGCAUCCAGUGGAAGCGCAUGGUCCUGCCGUCGGGGGUCAACCCGGCCGGCGCGCGCCUGCUCCGGCUCCGGGCGCACCCGGCGGCGGCCCUGCGCACGGCCGUCGUCAUCGACGGCGUGGCCUUCUUCGAGGCGGCGGACUUCGGCUGCGCCACCGACCCCACCAUCACCUGCGCCAACAGCCCGGCCACCGUGCUGCCCUCGCGCAAUUGGCAAUGCAAGCCCACCCGCGCCGAGUCGCCCUUCAUCGUGCCGGGCCAGCUGUGUGCCGCCUGCGCGCACGGGCACUACCGCGACUGGAAUGACGCGACCACCCCCUGCAAGCCCUGCCCCAAUGGCUGCACCACAUGCGACGCCAAUGGCUGCAUCCUGUGCCCCCUGAACAACCCAGUCGCCACGCCCGGGCCCUCGUACGGGAAGAACCUCUGCGUCAGCAGCUGCCCGGCCAAUCACACCAAGCGCGCCGGGGUGUGCUACCCCACCGGGCUGGCCCUGCCGGCGGUCAGGGUGGCCCAGGUCCUGCAGUCGGGCUACCCCUUCCCGGAUGUGGCCAGCUACCUGGGCCCGACGCACCUGGUGGCCAGCGUGCCGACCGUGACCAGCCUCUCGCCGGAGGUGCUGGCCAAUGGGGACGCCCCGCGGGUGGGCCUGCUGGGCUUCACCUUCGACGGGCGGAAGUUCCUGAUGCGCGGCACGGACGCCGCCCUGCCCGGCGGCCCGAACCCCCUGUACAUCUCCCUCUUCGGCCAGUCGGACAUGAGCGGCGUCCGGGGGUUCGUCGAGAUCGGCCCCUUCCUGGAGGGCACGCAGCUGGUCCUGGGGCUGGGCUUCUGCCAGGGGGCCCUGCCGUGGGUGGUGUGGGUGUCCUGCCCGGCCAGCACCGGGUCCCCGUGCGUGGCCGCGGCCAAGGAGUACAUCCCGGGCUUCGGCCAUGGCUGCCUCGGGGUCCACCGGCUGGGCCCGCGGGAGUUCCUCUACCGCAAUGGCCAGGACGCCACGCCGCGGGUCAUGCUGGCCACCUACAAGUCCCCCAAGUCGCUGGACGUCCGGACGAUGCACGGCUCGCAUGGGGUCCUGCUGCCGGAGAGCCCGGCCUCCGGGCCCGGCCCCAGCAGCCCGGCCCUGUCCAAGUGGCUGCUCACCCAGCACCCCGGCGGCACGGGCAUGACCCAGCCGCUGGCCCUGGCCCCGGGCGACCCGCGGCUGGACUUCUUCCACGGGUGGGGGCUCAUGCGGGCCGGCCCGGCCGGCGGCCUGGUCCAGGUGUCGGCCCCGUGGACCGGCGGCCCGGCCGCCAACCGCGACGUCGUCCUGACCGGCAUCCUGCCCGACGGCCAGUGGGCCGUGGAGGUCCUCCCCCGGGGCGGCGGCGGCAUGCUGACCGAGGCCCGGUCCAUCCUGCUGAACCCGGUGGAGCACCGGCUCGGGGCCCCGGCCGGGCGGACCCUCGCCCCCGGCAGGACCUUCUUCGUGGCGGUGGACCUGCCCACCGGGCCGGAAUACCCGGCGGCCCUGGUCCUCCUGUCGGAGGACAUCGUCGGCCUGUCGCUGCUCCGGUGCCUGCCGGCCCCGAACAGCCUGUGCGCCUUCCUGCCGGCCACCUUCACCACCAUCACCCAGCCGCUGGUGGGGGACAUCUUCACCGGGACCAUGGUCUGGACCGGCCAGCCGCACGCCCACACCGACUUCAUCAGCAUGGUGGUCAUCAAUGCCUCGGGCCGGGUCCAGCGCCUGGUCUUCCGGCCGGACUGCCCGGCCAGCACCCACGGCCUGCUGUGCCAGCCCUGCCACGCGGCCUGCCUCGGCGCCUGCACCGGGCCCGGCGACCACCAGUGCACCGCCUGCAAGUUCCACCUGCCCAAUUCCCCGGCCGCCUGCCUGGCCGCCUGCCCGGCCGGCACCUUCGCCGGGGGGGCCAGCGGCCCCCGGGCCCCCCCGCACCACCGUCCGAAGGAGGCGGCACUCCUGGACGCCGCGGUCGCCAUUCGGCCCCGCGGGAUGGCUGCGGGCCGGGGCAUGACGGCCCGCCGGGCCGACGGUGGCUGCCGGCCCGCGGCGCGCCCGGCCACCCUAUGGCCGUGGCUGGGGACUGAUGGGACCCCGGCACCGCCCGGGCGCCGCGCAUUCCCCCGGGCCAGGCCGGGCCCCGGCAUGCCGGUGGCCGGCCCCGGGGCGCCCUGCCACGCUGCCUGCCUCGAGUGCGCCGGGCCCGGGGACCACCAGUGCACGGCCUGCCCGGCGGGCGACCUGCUCGGGCCGGAUGGCACCUGCGGGCCCGCCUGCCCGGUGGGCUACUUCGCCGAUGCCCCGGCCUCGGGCCCGGCCGCAUGCCAGCCGUGCGACGCGUCGUGCGCCGGCGCGUGCGACGGCCCCGGCCCCAGCCACUGCCUGGCGCCCUAG